Molecule: messenger RNA, 1926 nt
Organism: Effrenium voratum
Lineage: Eukaryota; Dinophyceae; Suessiales; Symbiodiniaceae
Source: the annotation of a GenBank genome assembly
AUGCCAAGAGUGCGCUGGCCUGGCUGGCCUUCCAAAUUCUCAAGAUGCAGACGAAGAUGUUGCUCAAAGGGCUGGCUGGUCGAUGCUAAAGAGGCAAAGUGCAAUGCUGCGGGAGAAGGGCGAUUUCUCCGGAGCUGCAGCGCUCUUGACCUGGAAAGAGCCGAGGAGCACCUGACGGAGGCACUGAGGAUGAGGAAGUCCGUCAAUGAUGGUGCCCUCCUUGUGAGCGUUGCAUCCACUUUGCAUGAGCUGGGCGUGUUGCUGUUCCAGAAAGGAGACCUGGAGCAAGCCGAGGAGCACCUGAAGGAGGCACUGAGGAUGAUGAAGUCCGUCCAUGGUGAUGCCGACCAUGUGGAGGUUGCAAUCGCUUUGCAUGAGCUGGGCUGGCUGCUGAAGCAGAAAGGAGACCUGCAGCAAGCCGAGGCGCACCUGAAGGAGGCACUGAGGAUGAGGAAGUCCGUCUAUGCUGGUGCCGACCACGUGAACGUUGCCGUCACUUUGCAAGAGCUGGGCUGGCUGCUGAAGCAGAAAGGAGACCUGGAGCAAGCCGAAGAGCACCUGAAGGAGGCGCUGAGGAUGAUGAAGUCCGUCUAUGGUGGCGCCGACCAUGAUAACGUUGCAGCCACUUUGCAUGCGCUGGGCAUGUUGCUGCAGAAGAAGGGAGACCUGCAGCAAGCCGAGGAGCACCUGAAGGAGGCACUGAGGAUGAUGAUGUCCUUCCCUGCUGGUGCCGACCAUAUGAGCGUUGAAUCCACUUUGCAUGAGCUGUGCAUGUUGCUGCAGAAGAAAAAAGGUGAGGAGCCCCUAAAGGAAGAACUGAGGAUGAAGAAGUCCGUCUAUGGUGGUGCCGACCAUGCGAGCGUUGCAUCCACUUUGCAUGAGCUGGGCGUGUUGCUGUUCCAGAAAGGAGACCUGGAGCAAGCCGAGGCGCACCUGACGGAGGCACUGAGGAUGAAAAAGUCUGUCUAUGGUGGCGCCGGCUUAGACACUGUGUAUGCGCUUGGCAUGCUGCUGAAGCAGAAAGGCGACCUGGAGCAAGCCGAGGAGCACCUGAAGGAGGCACUGAGGAUGAUGAAGUCCGUCUAUGGUGGCGCCGACCAUGAGUUAGUAGCAGACGCUUUGCAUGCGCUUGGCAUGCUGCUGAAUCAGAAAGGCGACCUGAACCAAGCCGAGGAGCACCUGAAGGAGGCGCUGAGGAUCAAGAAGUCCGUCUAUGGGGGUGCCGACCUCGCGAACGUCGCAGUCACUUUGUAUGAGCUCGGCAUCGUGCUGAAGCAGAAAGGAGACCUGCAGCAAGCCGAGGAGCACCUGAAGGAGGCUUUGAGGAUGGAGAAGUCCGUUUUUGCUGGUGCCGACCAUGCGAACGUCGCCGUCACGUUGCAUCAGCUGGGCAGGUUGCGGAAGCAGAAAGGAGACCUGAACCAAGCUGAAGAGCACCUGAAGGAGGCUUUGAGGAUGAAGAAGUCCGUCUAUGGUGGUUGCGACCAUGUGGAGGUUGCAUGCAUUUUGCAUCAGUUGGGCAGGCUGCUGGAUCAGAAAGGCAACCUGAACCAAGCUGAGGAGCACCUGAAGGAGGCUUUGAGAAUGAAGAAGUCCGUCUAUGGUGGUUGCGACCACGUGAGCGUUGCCGUCACUUUGCUUGAUCUGGGUGUGGUGCUGAGGAGCAGUGGAAAACUGGAGCAGGCCCAGGAGCUCUUGAUAGAGGCAUUGAGGAUGAAGGCAUCUGUGAUGAGGACGCGGAGGUCUAUCCUUGACCACGAACACCAUGAACGCCUGGUAGCGGCUUUGAUCGAGCUGGGCGCUGUGCUGCUGCUGCGGCAGAGAUGGACAGCUGCCUGGAUGGCCGUGAUGGUCUUUCCAUUUUGCAUGGUCGGCGCCUCUUUCGCCACGCUCUUGCACUUCGCAGUUCAGCUCUUGCCGGGCUAG